CACCCAUUAUUCGGGGUUGGAGGAUCCUUCGACCGCCGUCUAACAUGAAGCUCCUCUUGGGAUUCCUGGCCCUGGUGGCCGCUGCCGUGUCAACGGCGAACGGCAUCGGCUACGAGGUCGGCAAAGAAUAUGUGUACGAAUAUGUCGGCAAGAUGUACACGCACCUUCCUGAAAUGGAGCAGCAGGUCUCCGGAGUAAUCUUUAAAAGCAAGAUCAUCGUUCAACCGAAGGGCCAAUACCUCCUCAUCAAGCCUGAGGAUGUUGUGUUUGAAAAGGUCCACAAGGACGUGGAAGAUUUCGAACACAAGGUCUUUAACUACAGGACGAUCGGCGAUCUGACGGAGAACUUCACCAAGCCAUUCAAGGUCUUCUACGACCACGGCAAGGUGCGUAACAUCCAGAUCGGUCGCACCGAACCCAUAUGGUCCAUCAACCUCAAAAAGUCCAUCGCCAGCAUCUUCAACCUGGACCUGGAAGCCAUUCAACCGAUCCUCCCUAAAGAGGAGAAGUUCUACGGCGAAGACCCCAGGAGGUACUCCCAUAUUCAUGAACUGCCCACCAGCUACCGCGUGUAUGAGGAUGGACUCUACGGCGAAUGUGAAACGCUGUACGACGUCCAAACUCUACCGUGGCCAGGAACCGUCUUCUCCACCGUCCUCAACGUGACCAAAGUGAAGAACCUGGAGGAAUGCCGCAACACUCCGUACAUUUUCUUUGGCGAGAAACACGGUUACAAGUGUGUGGAAUGCGAAGGAGACGAAACACACCCCAUCACCUCCAACGUAGCCUACCACUACAACAUCAAGGGCACGCGACACAGCUUUAUUAUUGAAACUGUCAAGGCCGAUGGAGAAGUCAUGUACACUCCAUACACACCUGAAGGAAACGUCAUUAGGAUGCUCCUCAACCGUACACUGACCCUCACCGAGGUGCACGAUGUUCGACUUGACAUCCACAUGGUUCCUGACCUGUUCACCUACAACGACCUCGUCUACGAAUUUGUCGACCCCAAGUUCAAAGGGCGCAUCGUGGACCUGAAGGCAACGCACCCUCUGGUUGCCACGUACGGACUCCAUGCAGACGUCGAUGAAGUUGGAAGGCUCUUCAGAACGUUGGCUGACUUCUACUACGAAGAAGGCGAUGUUCCAGUCGCUAUCCAGAAGGAACAGAUCCCCGUAAAAUUCCUGCAGCUCAUCUACGCCUUCGUUCUGCUCGACUACCAACAAAUCGAUGAUUUCUACCACAAAUUCGUGGAAACCGGAUCCGAGGAAGAGAAAGAAGUGUACAAGGACGUCUUCGCCGAUCUUCUGAAGGUUGUCGGAACGAACCCUUCUUUCCUUUACUCCAAGCACUUGAUCCACACGAAGAGGAUUGGUGAGGAUGAGGCUAUUGAAAUUUUGCGAGGAAUGCCACUUCACAUCCGCGAGCCAUCCGAAAUCCUCUUCGACGAAUACUACCGUCUCUGUGAGGGCAGCUCCGUCCGGGACAACAAGAACCUGCACUCUGCCUGCCUGCUCGGAUUCAGUACCCUGGUAUUCGAGACAUGCAUCGCCAAGUACCACAACACCUGGAACGCUGGCAAGGAAAAAGUUAUCUGCACCCCCGCCGUUGCAGCCAAGUACUUCAACUACCUCGUGCCUCAGUACGAGAGGGACUUGGAAACAUACGAUAGGCUCACCUACAUCAAGGUUGCUGGCAAUUUUGCCGUGAAGGAAGCCCUGCCGUACCUCGAGAAGUACGCCGAUGACACUGCCCACAGGUACCCCAAGUACGUCCGUAUGGCUGCCAUUUGGGCUCUUGCCAAGGUCGCCUCAUUUUACCCAGAAAAGGUUCGUGAAAUCGUCCUGCCAAUGUACAACAACUACACUGAAUCUCACGAAGUCCGACUUGGAUCCUUCAUCGUCUUGAUGAAGACAAACCCAGACUUGUACCUACUCAAGGCCAUUGUGGCUGGCUUGCUCAAGGAGCCCAACACCCAGGUCAUCACCUAUGUGUGGACCAUGUUCAAGUACCUGCAGAAGUCAACACAUCCCUGCCACUUUGAAGUUGCCCAGAAGCUGUGGUACGCUCUACCCAUCGCCGCGAAUAACGAGACCAUCAACAAGGAGAAGUUCGACUGGGCGUAUUCCCAAUUCUACAUGGACGCUGGAUACGAACCAAAGUACGACUACGGAGGUUACACUCAACUAUCCUACAUCAUGGCCGACGACAGCUACCUGCCCCGAUCAAUUUUCUUCAAGGAGAAUGACUACAAGAACAAUUUCAACUACGACACCUUUUCCAUGUCCUUCGAGGGAUGGGGCCUGGACGGUAUUCUGGACAAGGUCUUCGGUCCCAAGAUAAAGGGUGAUGUGAGCCCAUCCCGUAGCCUCUGGAACUACUUUGGAGGCAGGAGGUCAACGCGCGAUAUUACGGCCAACAAGGAGGUCAAGGAGAUUGACCAGAGCCUGCACAUUGAGCCAAGGGAAUACGAAGAGCCUUUCGGAACGUUCAAGUUUGAACUUUUCAACAACGAGAUCGCCUUCUGGACAUUCAACAGGACUACCUUCGAACAUAUCUUCGGUGAAGAGGAAAGAAGUUUGCCAUGGAUCAGGUCAUUCGCCGGUGAUGUCAAAGACUUCAAGAUCACUUCAUUCGACAUGCAGCACGACAUGUCCUUCUUCCUCCCUACCGAGAUUGGUUUACCCUUCUACCUGGAGUACAAAGAGCCGACUUUCUUCUACUACAAGAACAAGGACAUCACGUUUGACGUCAAGACUAACCCUGACGACAACACCGUCACAGAGGUCGGAGCCAAGGUGCACGCCCAUGUCAUGCUAGACUCCCAUGCCAUUGAGACAGUCAGCAUUCUAGUGCCCUUCGAGAAAGUCAGCGUCGGCGUAGGAUACGAAAGUCGCACAGCUGUUUCUGUUCCAGUCAACAUUGAGGGGUCAGUCGACCUCAUUGGGCAUAAGUUCGGCUUGAAGUCUAAGCCUCAGAUCCCACACGAUGUCUUCUACUACGACUUCAAGCCUUUCUCGUACAUCGAAGACUACGAGAACGCUCUGCCCGUGGUUCACGAAGACACUAAGAUUGACUUCUUCAGGGAAGAGGAUUUGCACAAGUUUGAGAAGGAAUACCUGCACGAGGUUCUUGGUGUUGGCAUCAAGGUCGACGGACACUACAUCGAAACUCCAGACUUCUGGGGAAGCUGGAAGAAGUUCUGGCACACCAACGACUUCCGUCAAAAGUACUACUAUCUCUACGAGAACCCACACUGGCACCCACGUAAACUGAGGGUCGGGCUUACACCUGCGAACAGAGAUGUCACCAACGAGAUCGAGGUUGUCUUUGACUGGUCCACUCUUACACCUGAGACGCGCGGCAACACCAUAUUCAAAUCCAAGCUCUUCCCAACGGAAGCCGAUGGCACUUUCCCGAUUAAGGAUGAGCUCAAGUCUUACACCACUGUCAUCGACACAGAAAUCUUCCUGAGGGGACAGAAGGAACGCAAGAUUAGCUCUGAAAUCAUUUACACUCGAACCAAGGACCUCCUUCUGCACAACAUCAAUUUCUUCGUAACUCGUACGCCGUUCAAGGUGACGGAGACAGAUGACACGAAGAUAUGCUUCCACGGCAGUGCUAAGUUCCCUGUCAUCGAUGAAGAUACGGUUGACGACCUGAACGUGCUUACGCUGGACAACGUGAUCAGCACAAACUUCGACCUAUUCUUCGGCAAGGACUGCAAGACGGACCAGAAGGUAGUCCUACGAGGUAUCUGGGAGCACACUGUGGAACAGAAAUACCUCCUGGAAACUCGUGAACUUGAAGAGCCCGUCGGCAAAUUCUUGAAGAACCCUUACAAGGAGACCUGGAAGAAGUGCCUGCGCUACAGAGAGAAGGGAGUCCUGUGGAACAAAUUUUGCCUCAUCCAUUUGUACGAAGCAUCGAAGCUCAACCACUUCAAGGGUGACUUGGAAUACGAAAACCUGUCCGAGCAAUUCCUGUGGUACGUAAACUACAUCAGGCGCUACAUCCGCCACAAGUACUUCCCAUGGGUGCACCAUGUCGACGACCUGCACGUCAACAACCCAGAAGGCCGCGUUCAUGUUGCCGCCAACUUCAGCUACUACGACCCUGUCGUGGAUGUCGAACUGCGUCUCCCGCACGAAAACAUCUAUUACAAGCAAGCUCCCGUGCCAGAAUGGAUCGUCACCCCGAGGCAUUACAAUUUCUUGGAGUACACCAUGUUGUCGGAGUACAGCACACUAUACAGACAUCGUAACUGCGAUGUCCAAGGCCCGUCUAUCAAGACCUUCGACGGUGUCUUCUAUGACCUGCCGGACACUGACUGCUUCAAGGUACUUGCCAAGGACUGCUCACCUCACGAACACUUCCUUGUCCUGGGCGCCAAGACCCACAACGUCAACUUCCAGAAGGCCCUUCGAAUGUUCAUCAGCACAUUCAAGAUUGAGAUCAUGCCCGUAACUCCAGAUACUGAGCCCAUCGUGCGCAUUAACGGAAAGAAGGUCCCCAUAACUAUUGAGGAGCCAUUCAAGCAGUACAUUAACACCGGAGUGCGCGACGUCGAGCUCUUCAACAUUGAGCGACUUGGCCAAAACCAUUUGUACAAGCUCGUCUCUGAAAUCUACGGUCUCCGAAUCUUCUACGACGGACAGGGCAUCUUUGUCCAGGUGGCGCCCUACUACAGAGGCAAGGUAUGUGGCCUCUGCGGUGACUACAACAUGAACAAGUUCAAGGAACUCGUCGGCCCCGACAAGUGCGAGCACUACAACACCACCACCUUUGGAUAUAGCUACGUUAUUCCUUCGAGCGAGUGCACUGCCCCCGAGUACAAGAGCCCAUGCACCAUCAAGCCUGGAGAAACAUGCACGGUAAUGCGCACCAAGACAAUUGAACUUGGAACCGGCAAGAACCGCCAGGUGUGCUUCUCCAUCGCCCCGGUUGCCCACUGCUCAGACUCCUGCAUUGAGACCCGCUAUGUGACCCGCGAAGUGAGCUUCCACUGCCUUCCGGCCAAGGACGCCACCACCAGGAACCUCGUAGCCCAGUCCAAGGUCCGACCACUCAUGGAGUUCCGUCGCAAACGCGAGGACCACAGGGCCGUCAUCGAGUACCCAGAGGGCUGCUACAAGCCCUGAACGUUCUCCAAGGUUCUCCGAGGAACCCCAUGACAGCAUUUAGAACCUUCAUCGCGUCCUCAAGAACAUUCCACUGUUCAUAUACAUAGUGUGUAGUCCGUUUCCAGUCAUGCUUGUUUCUUGUAAAAAAAGAACAAAGAUCUAAGAUGCCAAUGUGAAUAAAGAGAAUGUGAAUAUAUAAA
Molecule: messenger RNA, 5323 nt
Organism: Ornithodoros turicata
Lineage: Eukaryota; Metazoa; Arthropoda; Arachnida; Ixodida; Argasidae
Product: vitellogenin-6-like
Exons: 26
Coding region: 45-5141 (1698 amino acids)
Biological process (GO): lipid transport
Molecular function (GO): lipid carrier activity
Source: RefSeq, a predicted model, not a curated record